Molecule: messenger RNA, 1011 nt
Organism: Coccomyxa subellipsoidea C-169
Lineage: Eukaryota; Viridiplantae; Chlorophyta; Trebouxiophyceae; Coccomyxaceae
Product: cytochrome-b5 reductase like protein
Exons: 8
Coding region: 88-1011 (307 amino acids)
Molecular function (GO): cytochrome-b5 reductase activity, acting on NAD(P)H
Source: RefSeq, a predicted model, not a curated record
CUUAAUAUGAUGUUCUUGAAAUACAGUUUUCCUUGAUUUUGGUACAGUUCUAACCUCUAGCCGAUCUCACAUUUCUUUUGUUAGGCGAUGGCUAGCCUCUUUGGAGCACUUCGCUCCACACUAGGAACCAAGCUUUUCAUCAGUGGUGCAGCAGGUGCAGCAACAUUGACAGCACUCCAGUCAGGGUGGCUCAAGGAUGCCAGAGCUGAGCAGGCCCCACCUGCAGGAGCCUUGGAUCCCAACGAGUGGAGGUCAUUCAAGGUUGUCUCAAAGGAUGUGAUCACCCACAACACCUCUCGACUAAGGUUUGCCACCCCGGACCCCAACCAGACAAGCGGCCUCUUUGUGGCUUCCUGCCUGCUUACACGCGCGCCGAUCGGCGCCAAGAAGGAGGAUGGAAAUCAGAAGUUUGUCAUCAGACCGUACACACCAACUUCUGCGCCCGAUCAGAAGGGUCAUUUUGAUCUGGUCGUCAAGGGGUAUCCGGACGGCAAAAUGUCAAAGCACAUAGUCAACCUCAACGUGGGGGACAGCUUGGAGUGCAAAGGGCCCAUCUCCAAGCUGCGCUAUAAACCCAACAUGAAGAAGAAGAUUGGCAUGAUUGCUGGGGGCACGGGGAUCACGCCUAUGCUGCAGGUGGCCAGCGAGGUUCUGCGCAACCCAGAUGACAAGACAGAGGUGUCUCUGGUAUUUGGCAAUGUUUCUGAGGACGACAUUUUGCUGAGGAAGGAGAUCGAUGAGAUGGCGAAGAAGCACAGCAACUUCAAGGUAUACUAUGUAGUGGACAAGCCAACGAGCUUCUUUUGGAGAGGGGGCAAGGGUUACAUCACUGAGGACACAGUGAAGAAGCACCUUCCCCCUCCAUCAGAUGUGAGUCUGAUCCUGGUGUGCGGACCACCUCCACUUAUGAAGGCAAUUUCUGGAGAUAAAGCAGAGGACAAAAGCCAGGGAGAGUUGACCGGCACCUUGAAGUCAAUUGGGUACACCUCCGACCAGGUGUACAAGUUUUAG